Messenger RNA from Silurus meridionalis, 1479 nucleotides. RefSeq names its product cell death inducing DFFA like effector b (gene cideb). The transcript has 5 exons. Bases 340 to 975 code for a protein of 211 amino acids. The record is from RefSeq and is a predicted model, not a curated record. Gene Ontology annotation, biological process: regulation of apoptotic process; apoptotic process. NCBI's taxonomy places the organism in Eukaryota, Metazoa, Chordata, Actinopteri, Siluriformes, Siluridae.
GGCUACAAUGACCUUGGCUUGAAUACUUAUCCUAAUGUUGCAUCCUAAAAAUAAAUUAAUUAUUAAAAUUAAACCCUUUACUAAAUGUUUUAAGCUUGUUUAUGUUCCUUAAUCAUCCUCCUCCAGCACAUUAUGAGAUAAAGGACUUUGUCCAAUUACACCUUUGUAUGAAUCACUGAGUUCAGGACAAAGUCCACAGAGAUAGAGCAGGCCUCAGGGCAGAACAGCUAGCACAACACCAGCGCUUCCCUAUAAGAAACAAAAGUAUCAUCUGAGGACUAAACUUUAUGUAUAUAUAUGUAUAGUGGAAAAUAACUCUGUAGCACUGAACUCUUCAAGAUGGAAACAACAUCCUCUCUGAUCAAGUCUGUGUCUCGGCGUGUGUGGGCUGCACCUCAGAGGCCUUUCAGAGUUUGUUCAUGGAACAGAGAGAUCAGAAAGGGGCUCACUGCAUCAGAUUUAGAGGAGCUGAAGGAGAAGGCAGCCUACACUCUGCUCAUUUCCACCAUGCUGUCUCUGGUGUGUGAGGAAGACGGUACCGAAGUGGACUCAGACGAGUUUCUCAUGGCCCUGCCAGACAACACAGUGCUCAUGGUGCUGGAGCCCGGACAGACCUGGAGACCACAUCCUUUAGGCAAGAGAGGCAGCAGCAUCAAUCCAGCUAACCAGAAACCCCGCAAUGGUCGUGACAUCGCUCGAGUGACCUUUGACCUUUACCGUCUAAACCCCAAAGAUAUUUUUGGCUCUUUAAACGUGAAGGCAACAUUCCAGGGUCUGUACUCAGUCAGUGCUGAUUUCCAGUGUCUGGGGCCAAAGAAGGUGAUCAGAGAGGCACUCAGAGUGAUCUCCACUGUACUCCAAGCAGCGGGUCACAUGUUAAUCACGUCCGCCACAGUGAUUCGCCGAAUCAUACAAGGAGCGGACUUCCUGCAAGCUCAUGGUGCUCGGGAGAUUCAGACAGAAUACUGGAACUGACUUGUGGUGUGAUCAGGAAAAACUAAAUGCUCUUGCUUUGUGAAAUACAAUUCGAAUUAACAACCAUUACAUUAUCCUUUGUUAAUACUGUCAGUCAUGAUGAUAGAGAAAUACAUUAUUAACAGUAAAUAGGAGCAAUUUAUUUAAUCAAAUCAUUUAAAUGACAGCAUUAUUUAUGAUUAUAUGUCUGUACAGCAUACUGCUUUGUUUAUCACUGCUAUAAUAACUGACCUGUGUAAUACUGAUCUUAAUGAAGCUUGCAGUUUGUAAACGAGUCUCUGACAGUUUAGUUUGUUUUUUAUUGAUGCUUAAGGGUAAUCUAUAAAAAAUAUUUCUUGGUCGGUAUGUAACUGACAAUUCACAGCUUCAUUGGUUUGAAUUGUGAUGACAAUAUAAAGCAAUCAAGCUAUGCACGUUUUCCCCUCGUUAUACAGCCCUCUUGUAAAUAUGCAUCUGUUCAUUCAAAAUGUACAAAAAGAAAAUAAAAUCCUGAAGUUCACUUUA